CACAGUACAGAGCUGCCUCCAGUCCCAUCUGUCUAAUGUUUCACUCUGAUUUUGUUUUUUUCACCCCGGGCUACAAUAAAACUACUGCAGAGGGUCCCACCCAGAAAGGAACCUUCUGAGCUGCUGGGAAAGGCAAAACUAAGCUGGGGGGGAAAAAAAACACCUUUUUUCUGCAAAGUGGAAUUCACUCUCCAGCAAAGCCCUGAGAGAGCUGGCUGCCUCUGUAGAGCUGGCUCUUUACUGGGCAAGAAGAAACUCCACAGAUCUCUGGCGUGGAACAUAACCAAACCUCUCAUUACUGAUGGACGCUUGGAUUUAGGCAGCAACAGGAGCCUGGGAAGUUUGAAACCAGUGGAAACCGAACAGCUGCUUUUCAGAACUCACCCCCCGGGCAGGCCCAAGACACCAAUGAGAUAAGAGAGAUAAAAUAACAGGAAAUUCCGUUUGUUUGAGAAUAAAAGCUCUUUCAACACUUGCAUGACUUUCAAUAGGCGUUGACAUGUAAAGGCUCCAAAUGUUCUCUUGCGGCUGAAGUCAUCGGUUUACAAACAUCCGGGGCUUGUAUUUGUUGGAUGAGCCUUCCUGUAUGACCCAAUAAUUCAGAUACAGGGCAAAAAGCAAUGUUUCUGAACCUGGCAGACCUCUAAAACUCGGUCUUUGAUCAAAGCUUGGCAUGAAACGAUCUGCCAUUCUGCAUGUUGGCGCAUACACAGGGCCAAAGGCAAGCGUUUGGGAACAUCAGGUACAAUGAAGACCCCAUUUUUGCUUCUUACCUUUACGUUGGUUCUGGAUUCUGCUUACUCAGUUAGAAGGGACAGAAGACAGAGUGAUUUUUGGGACAACUGGAGCGACUGGGGAGAAUGCAGUCGUUCCUGUGGUGGGGGAGUAAGUUUCAGAGAGCGUCAAUGUUACUCUCGUAGGGCAGAUGGAGGAUCGAAUUGUAUUGGACCAACUAGAAACUAUCGCUCAUGUAAUGUGCAGGAAUGUCCUGAAGCCUCCCGAGAUUUUCGGGCAGAACAAUGUUCGGAGUAUGAUGGGAUGGAAUUCCAGGGGAAAAGGUACAAGUGGCUGCCUUAUUACGGAGCAUCCAAUAAAUGCGAGUUAAAUUGCAUACCCAAAGGAGAGAACUUUUACUACAGGCACAAAAUGGCUGUACUUGAUGGCACUCCAUGUGAUCCAGGCAGAAGAGACAUCUGUGUAGCGGGUGUAUGCAAAACGGUUGGCUGCGAUAAUAUAUUGGAUUCAUCCAAAAGAGAGGAUCGUUGUUUGGUAUGUGGAGGGGACGGUAGCUCCUGCUAUGAAGUCAAAGGAUCUUAUGACUCAAAUACAGUAUCCAAAGGGUACAGUCAGCUCUUCACUAUACCAAUUGGAGCCAUCAAUAUUCAAAUUAGGGAAGUUUCACCAACAAGGAACUUUUUAGCUGUAAAGAACGCACGUGGAGAUUAUUACCUGAACGGACAUUGGACUAUUGAAUACAGCCGCGCCCUGCCUGUGGCCAGCACUGUUCUCCAUUACUAUCGAAGCUCGGAGGGAGAUUUGGCACCUGAAGUAUUAACAGCCAGAGGACCCACUACUGAACCUUUACUUAUUGAGCUCAUUGGCCAAGAACCCAACAGAGGAGUUCACUACGAAUACUAUUUACCCAAUAGUCUUGAAGAGGAUGACUAUCGGUGGAGCUAUGGCUCGUGGACGGAGUGCAGUGCAGAGUGUGGUGGAGGUUACCAGUCUCGCUUGGUGUUCUGUACUAUAGAUAAUGAAGCAUAUCCAGAUUAUAUGUGCACAAAGAAACCUGCUCCAGCAAACAACAGAACCUGUAGCAUACAGCCGUGUCCACAGACAAAAAGGAUUUCUUACUUAUAUCAGCCAACCAUGUGGAAUCGUAUAGUGAACACAAAAAUGACCAGCUGGAAGGCUGGCGAGUGGGGGCCAUGCACUGCCACCUGUGGAGGAGGUACUCAGACGCGCUCAGUAUAUUGUGCUACAUAUGAAGGCAGAGCUUACCAGCAGGCGGCAACUGAUGCAGAGUGCAGUGCGUUCAUGGAAAAGCCACCGAGCCAGCAAGUUUGCAAUCUCCGGUCUUGCGCUAAAUGGAGCAUCGGGCCAUGGACACAGUGCUCGGCCGAGUGUGGAGAAGGAAUCCAGAAACGAACAGUAACUUGCAAAACAGACACUGGGGCUAUUGUUCAGGAUACUGCAUGCAUGCACCAAGUCAAACCACUUGAUAACCAGAUAUGUAAUGGCGAAAACUGUGUUCAAGAAAUUGGCUGGCAUAUCGGAGAAUGGGGUCUGUGCUCAAAAAGCUGUAACAAUGGUAUCCGAAAACGUCAGGUGGUCUGUGCUGACAGCAAUCGGAACAUCUUUGAUCCAGCAACAUGUGAAGCCUAUGAGCCUGAAAAGCCAGUUCAGAUUGAGCACUGUAACAUGCAGCCAUGCCACCUACAACAGCAGGUUUCAAGUAUGCAAGACACCUGGGGCUAUGAUAAUUCAGAUCAGUUUUCUCUUGCACGGUACAGGCAGCCCACCCUCUCCCCCCCUCUUCCUGCCCCUAAAGAAGAUAACUUUCUUCCCUCAAAUCGCAGAGACUGCAGGCGCAGCAGGUACGGCUGCUGCUCUGAUGGGGUAACAUCUGCUCAAGGCUUCAACAAUGAAGGGUGUCCAAGUGAAAGGAACACAAGAGCUGACCUUUCAAUGCCUUCAGGUGAAUGCAGAACCUCUACAUAUGGAUGCUGCUUUGAUAAUGUCAAUAAAGCCUCUGGUCCUCUUGGUGAAGGAUGUCAAAGUAAACCCAGUUAUGAUUAUCCAACAAUGUGUUUACUUCCAAGUGCUCUGGGGCCUUGCAGUGAUUGGACAACUCGCUGGUAUUUUGUGCCAGAUGUUGGAAAAUGCAACCGGUUCUGGUAUGGUGGAUGCCAAGGUAACAAAAACAAUUUUGAAAGUGAAGAGGAAUGUAUCAAGUCCUGCAAGACGAUUUCAGGAAGGACAACAGGUAUUCUAGAGUAUAGGUACCGCCAGCGAGGAAUGAAAUGGGACCGCUUGUCACACGAACACCCUGGGAUUGAUGAUGCAACAGCUUUUGAGACUGAACAAGGCUCUCGAGGGAUGGUUAAAACACUUGACCAAGACCCUGAAGGAAGACAGUGGGAUGAGCACAAUGUGGGGCAUGAAGAAUCUCAGCCCUUGACAGAACAAAAUGCAUAUGGGCAAAUUGCAAAAGAAGAUACUUCACGUCACUCUUCAGUUUACCGAAUUAUUUUGGACAAGGCCGAAUCCUCCUCCACAGAGGCAUCAGUUGGAGAAACGAUCCGUCUACUUUGCAGAGUCAGUGAUUAUCCUUUCCCCAAAGUGGAAUGGCAGAAAAAUGGAAGUCCUGUAUACUCCACCAGGCACACGUACCAAUCAGACAAUUCUUUAGUGAUCAGCAAUGUCGGUGUUGAAGAUGCUGGUACUUACAUAUGUAUGGUUUCAAAUGGAAAUCGCAGAGAGACACAUAGAGUGCAGCUUCAAGUGGGAGGUGUGAAGACAAGUGAACAUCACAGAACACAUGGCAGUGGUCACAGACUUGGCUUUCAUGAAGAUAUGAGAACAGACUCUCUUCCUGCUCAGACAUCAAGAGAGCGCUCACAGAGCAGUCAUAAUAUACACUCGGGGAGGAGAGAUUCUAAAAAGCCGAUUUUAACGGGACCUGUGGAGGCAGAAGCAAAUCUCGGCCAUCGAACAAGGCUUUCCUGUUAUCUUGAAAUAUCUCCCAGCACUACAGUUGAAUGGCAAAAAGAUGGGAUGCCAUUGCCUUCCCCUAGAUACAGAAAGCAUGCAGAUGGUUCUCUUGUCAUAAGUCGUGUUAGCUCAGAAGAUGAGGGACUCUACACAUGUGCGACAACAAAUGGAUCCCGGAGGGAAUUCAAACAAAUACAACUUAAAGUCAAAGGUGAAUUGAAGAUCACUGAACCUCCCAGUAGUGUUUCGGUGGCUGAAGGGGAUGACGCUUCACUACGCUGUGUGGUGAUAGGUGACAAUGUCAACGUUAAGUGGUCAAGAAAUGGUGUUCCAGUGCAAUCAGAUGGCCGCCAUACCUAUGUAUCACACGAUGGCAGCCUGGUUAUAAGGAACACCAAAACAGCAGAUGAGGGAGCCUACACAUGUAAUGCAUACAGUGGCACCCACUCCAUCAGCGCUAGCGCAGAAGUCAGAGUAAGCAAGCAAAAAGCAGCAGAUCCUAAUAAUGAAUGCAUUGACCACCCUGAACUGGCCAACUGUGACCUCAUUGUUUAUGCCCAGCUUUGUGCCAAUGAGUACUACGGCAGCUUCUGCUGUGCCAGCUGCUCUAGACACCGCUCAGAACACAGCCAAAGACACCAGGGCUAAAAGACCUUUCUGAAACACAUCCGAGCUAAAACGGCAAACAAUUUGGAGCAACCUUCUUAGCCUCAAUGCCCUUGGAUGUGUGAAUUACAAUGGGAUAUAAAAUAAUCCUGGAGGUUGCUCUAAAGAAGCAUCACUUAAAAGACACAUAACCCCAAAAUCUGCUGUCAUGUUAUAUAUCCCUCCUACAAGAAUGAAACUUUUUAAACUAUUGAGAUUUAUAUAUAUACACAAUGUGUCUGAUUGUCUUAUAAGAUACAGCAUGUAAAAAUGUGUUAGUUCAUAAAUCGCUGUGGUUAAGCUGAGUUGUAACACCUUAUGGGACGGUGAGUUUUGGGACAUGAUUCUUUGUGUAGUAUAUUGGGACACUUUGUAAAAUAGAUAUAGAAACUAUGCAAUCUCUGAACUAAUAAGAACUUUUCAUUAGUGACAGGGAGUAUGGUACAAUAAGACUAGAUGAAGACUUGCGUCAUACGAUGCCUAGCAAACGUCUGCUGUGUGAACAACAGAAGUCAGUAGAAAGUUACACCACCAUUGGCUGCGUGCCUCACAACAUUCAUACGGCUCUGUUCACAUUGGUGUUAGUAUGUUGAACUAUUUUCCUUGAUGGAAUCCUGACUUAUUCCAUUAGAAGUCAAUGGGAUCUGUGUCUGUUAGUAUAGUACCCACAUCCAAAACAUCCCCCGGCAGCGAUAUAGCGCACCCAUCUGUGCCAGUGAUGUCACCAGGCUCACUGCUAGGCGGAAGUCUCUGCCUAGCAUAGUGAUGUGAAGCCCGGGACAUCACCGGCAGUGAACAGACCUUGUGCUGCACGGGGGACCAUCAGAGCAAGGAAAUGUUUAGAUGCUCCACUCAUAUGUAAUCAGGGAAUAAAGAAAAGCUUAUAUCCAGGUUCAGCCCUGAAACCGGAGAACCCAUUUAAUUAUCCUCAAUCCACAGGAUAACUAACUGAUUUGUAGGGGUCUUACCACUGGGACACCCGAUUAUAAAAAAAAAAUGGGGGCCCCAUUUUCUGGUUCUCACGGAGCGACAGGUCAUGUUCCUGCCGCUCCAUUCAUUAUGGGACUGUUGGAGAUGGAGUACAGUGCACAUCUCUUGGCGGUCCGAAAGAGGAUAGAGAAGCAGGAGGAUGCUUGACCUGCUGGUCCAUCAGGACAGGGGAACGGGACCCACAUUCUUGGAAUCAGUGGGGGUCCCUGUGGUCAGAUCACCACCAAUCAUUUACUUAUCUCCUAUUCUGUGGACAGGGCCUUUUCAAACCCUUUAAAGGUCUAAUUCAGACAAGUCUUUUCUGUCCUUGUCUAGAAAUGUGCAUGCUGCAAGAUGCUCUACAGUUUUCUGUCCAGGACUCAUUCAAGUGAAUG
Messenger RNA from Bufo gargarizans (Asiatic toad), 5723 nucleotides. RefSeq names its product papilin, proteoglycan like sulfated glycoprotein (gene PAPLN). The transcript has 30 exons. Gene Ontology annotation, biological process: extracellular matrix organization. Bases 748 to 4362 code for a protein of 1204 amino acids. Gene Ontology annotation, molecular function: serine-type endopeptidase inhibitor activity; metalloendopeptidase activity. The record is from RefSeq and is a predicted model, not a curated record. Gene Ontology annotation, cellular component: extracellular matrix. Lineage: Eukaryota; Metazoa; Chordata; Amphibia; Anura; Bufonidae.